AUUUUCAUUGGUUGAAUGUGUAGGAAUCCUGCAGUUAGAACAGUUAAUUCCAAAUGGUCACAGAAAAGUGCGGGAUCACAUAGAAACUUUCUGAACUAUACAACCACCGACAGAACAAUAACAUUCCAGACCCAAAACCAACAUACACAAGGUAGUUGAGAAAUCACCUCUCAUUUACCUGAAAUCAUGUGACUCAAAUCCUGCUUAAUAUGGCAAAACAGGAAAUGCCUUAAGGAGGGAAAGUGAGGAAAAAGGAGAGUGCAGCUUUGUGCAAACAGACUCAAGAGACACUCUUGUCAAUGACACAGCUUUGGAGAAAUGGCUUUCAAGACCCUGCAAACAAGUUUUUGCCUGCUUCUCUUAAUCUCAAUUGGUUUACACUUCAUCACAGGUAAAAGGACUGCUGCAAUGUCCAUCCGUGAAAAAUGUGAGUGUGUUGAGGAAACUGGCUCAGUGCAAUGGAAAAAAAUUAAAGACUACAGAAUCAUACAGAAAGAUCCUCUUUGCAACAAGGUUCAAAUCAUACUCCAGCUGUCAGAAAAACAGGUUUGUCUAAAUGCAGACUCCAAGCAAGGGAAAAAACUGCAAAAAUGCUGGAAAAGGAUUAAAUUAAAUCCACAGAGGAAGAAGGUCUGUCUGCAGCUCAAGAAGAAUAGACCAAAAAAGACCAAAAAGACCAAAAAGCUGUAAUUCAAUUAUCUUUACCUUUUCUGUAUAAAAAGACAAUGUGUCUUUUACAAUUAUUCUGACUGAUCUUUAACAUAGAUGGAAUUUGUAUAUAUUUUGUACUGCUAUUUUCUAAUAAAACCUUGUUUUGACAUGG
Messenger RNA from Puntigrus tetrazona (Sumatra barb), 823 nucleotides. RefSeq names its product chemokine (C-X-C motif) ligand 18a, duplicate 1 (gene cxcl18a.1). The coding region runs from base 319 to 690 and encodes 123 amino acids. The record is from RefSeq and is a predicted model, not a curated record. Gene Ontology annotation, cellular component: extracellular region. Gene Ontology annotation, biological process: immune response. Gene Ontology annotation, molecular function: chemokine activity. The transcript has 4 exons. Lineage: Eukaryota; Metazoa; Chordata; Actinopteri; Cypriniformes; Cyprinidae.